Molecule: messenger RNA, 297 nt
Organism: Rattus rattus (black rat)
Lineage: Eukaryota; Metazoa; Chordata; Mammalia; Rodentia; Muridae
Product: protein transport protein Sec61 subunit gamma-like
Exons: 2
Coding region: 1-297 (98 amino acids)
Biological process (GO): protein targeting; post-translational protein targeting to membrane, translocation
Cellular component (GO): membrane; Ssh1 translocon complex
Molecular function (GO): transmembrane protein transporter activity
Source: RefSeq, a predicted model, not a curated record
AUGGAGAGAACCCCAAUAAAGUGUGGUGAAGAGGCCGAUGCCCAGGACUGGAGAGAAGGCCAGCAGCUACGUGUCUCUACCCUCUCAAACCGCCAUCCUACAAACGUGGAUCAGGUAAUGCAGUUGGUCGAGCCAAGUGGGCAGUUUGUAAAGGACUCGAUUCGGCUGGUUAAAAGAUGCACCAAACCUGACAGGAAAGACUUCCGGAAGAUCACCACGGCCACAGCGAUAGGAUUCGCUAUCAUCUUUGUGAGACUGAUCCGUAUCCCUAUUAAUAACACUAUUGUGGGUGGCUGA